AUAUUUUUCAAAAUUAAUAUUUUACUAUUUUCAUUUAUUACAAAUUUUACAAUAUUAGAAGUGUAAUGUCACUGACUAUUGUGUACUUUCCUUGACACAUGCAUACACAAGUGGCAGGGACUAUCGUAGCAAUACAUGUGACCGGCACUGUCAUAAAACGAACUCGACAUAUACAUAUAUGUAUGUAGUAAUUGCAGGUUAGAUUCACGUGAGAAUUAACCAAAUUUUACUGUGAUAAACAGUAUACCAUCAAGUAUCAACGAUUUAAAAUUACACGAGAUUAAAUAUAAAUAUUUAAUACAAGGAAUGGAUGUACAAAGAAAGAAGAAGAAUUAUUACCAAAGUAAUAGUAAUAAUAAAAAGAGGCGUAAACAAUCCAGUCUAGAACCAGGUUUAGUGGGUUUUUUAUGCACCUGUAAUUUUCGUGAAAAAGAUUGCAUACGGGAUGCAUAUGAAUUACUUAAUGAGUUUGCUGAUGAAAUUUAUGGAUCAGAUAUCCCAAAGGCCUCUAAUAAUGAUAACACCAAAACUACUGUAGCAAAAGAUGAUUCUGUUAGUGAUACAGAACAAGAUGAUGAUGAAGAUAUCUCAGCCUUUUUGAAUAAAGAAAUCAAUAGAUUAAAGUCUGUACAUAAAAGAUUUCAGGUAGUUGAUACUGGUGUAAAGAAUGUAAUUUUCAUAAGGAGCACUUUGGCAAAUCCUCUAGAAAUAGUUACCAAAAUUGUUACGGAAUUAGAUGAAACCAAACAGCAACGUACAAGAUACAUAUUAAGAUUGCUUCCCAUUGAAAUUGUGUGCAAAGCAUAUAUGAAUGAUAUAAAGCAAAAAGCAGAUACAGUUCUUGAAAAGUAUUUUGCACAAGAACCAAAAACUUUCAGUAUUGUAUUCAAUCACCACAGUAACCAUAGUAUACAUAGAGAGGAAGUUAUUAAAGACUUGGCUGAAAUAAUAAGCAAAAAAAACCCUGGAAAUAAAGCAGAUCUGAAGAACCCAGAACUUGCUGUAAUUGUGGAAGUAAUACGUGGUGUCUGUCUUAUAUCUAUUGCCCCACAUUACUACAAAUUUAAGAAAUAUAAUCUGGUGGAAAUAUGCAAUGUCAAAGAACCUGGAAACAGUACAAAGAAAAUAAAAACUAAUGAAAGUACAGAGUCAAACGACAAAGAAAAAAAAUCAGAGGACAGUGAGGCAUCAAAAGAUAUAGUUAUUGACAAUACCAAAUAAUUGAUAUAAAAAUCAAUAAUUGAUAUAAAAAUUUAUCAAUGUAUAACCAUGUAACAAAUCUUACAGUAAUAAUAGUUGUAUAAUUCUAUUUUUAAAUUGUUAACGAGUUAAAAUUUCUUUUAUAAUGAAUUUAUAUUUUAUAUGCUAAGUAGUAUUUUGUGAUUUUAUUUUAUAUAAAAGGAGCAUCACUCACAAAUGUAAAAACGUAUGUAAAAUAUAGCUUCAAUGUUAAUACACGACUGCUGCAGUA
Molecule: messenger RNA, 1471 nt
Organism: Megalopta genalis
Lineage: Eukaryota; Metazoa; Arthropoda; Insecta; Hymenoptera; Halictidae
Product: THUMP domain-containing protein 1
Biological process (GO): tRNA modification
Molecular function (GO): RNA binding
Source: RefSeq, a predicted model, not a curated record